Molecule: messenger RNA, 255 nt
Organism: Eremothecium gossypii ATCC 10895
Lineage: Eukaryota; Fungi; Ascomycota; Saccharomycetes; Saccharomycetales; Saccharomycetaceae
Gene: BOL2
Product: Bol2p
Exons: 1
Coding region: 1-255 (84 amino acids)
Biological process (GO): intracellular iron ion homeostasis
Cellular component (GO): nucleus; cytosol
Molecular function (GO): 2 iron, 2 sulfur cluster binding
Source: RefSeq, marked provisional
AUGCUUACAGAGCAAGACAUAUAUGACAGGCUGACUGAAGCCAUCCCAGAGUUCUACCAGGCCAUAAUCACCGACACGUCGGCGGGCUGCGGUCAGUCCUUCGACGUCGUCGUGGUGAGCAAUGUAUUUGCGAACAAGAACAAGCUCCAGCGGUGCCGACUCGUGAACAAGGCGCUCGCAGAGCAGGUAGCGCAGCUGCACGCAUUCUCGGCCAAGUGUUACACCACAGAAGAAUUCCAGCGACUCACCAUCUAG